GUGGCAGUAAUGUGAGUCAGCGAGCUAGCCGUCAUCUGACAUGAGAGUCAACAAAGAAGAUCCGAAAUUUGAGCAAGGAGUAAACGUAUGGAGAAACCCGAAAACAGCGGUUGGGAAUCCUUAGCUAGCUAAAUAUGUCGACCUUACACCCAAGGCUAUCCAAAGAGAUGAAACCAUGUGGAUGAUAGUGACCGCUCGUGCAAACCACAGAUAAAAUGAAUAAAAGCCUUACAAAUAUUGAGAUGGACCUGGCUUUUGGAUCAGCAAGGACUUUUGGAUCAGCAAGGAGUAUAGUCAGGAGGAUUGGGUCCACGCUCCCUCUUGCUCCCUGCCCUCGAAUCCACUUUCAGCUGUCCCCUUACGCUGCCAGCGCAGCUGCCCUUCACCCUCCUGGCACACCCAGUGGGCUGGUGCCCUCCUUAGCCGAUGUGGCCUUGAUCUACAGAGAAGAAAAUGACUUGACUGACAGAUCCAGGUCGGAGGCUCCGUCGGGCCUGGUGUUCCGCACGCAGCAGCCGCAGCAGCCACUCCGGCGCCAGCGCUCGCUACCCAGCUUGAACCAGGCCGAGCCCUCGCCGCAGGGGCCGACGGCCACCAACGAUGUGGCCAUCCAGAAGAUCAGCGCCCUGGAGAACGAGCUGGCCAGCCUCAGGGCUCAGAUUGCACAGAUCGUCCUGGCGCAGGAGCGCAGCGCAAACACAGCUGCCCCUGCUCCAGGUGCUCCCCCUCCUCCCCCUGGUCCCAACAUGCCCCCUCCGCCCCCUCCCCCACCUCCGCCUCCGCCCCCACUCCCACCCCCGCCCGCUCCCGGCCUGCAGAGGAGCUUCUCGGCCAUUGACCUCAUCAGAGAGCGCCGGGGCAGGAAGGGUGACCAGCAGACAGCGCUGGACUCGGGGGCCAAACAGACUGAGACGCCCAGCAUGCUGGACGUGCUCAAGGACAUGGGCAAAGUCAAGCUGCGCUCCGUGAAACGUCCGGAAGGCCACACCAAACCAAAGCUCACUGACCCGACAGACGCUGCUUCCCUCAUCGCUGAGGCCUUGAAGCGCAAGUUUGCCCACCGCUACCGCGAGGACCGUGAGGACGACUUCUACCUCCCUGUCCCUGAGCAGAAGCCCUGCACAGACACGCCUCUGUUCGGACAGCACAUGCUGAAGUCGACAGGGAAGAAGAAGGUGUUGUGAUGGCGGAGACGCUGGCGGUGCACAUGGCUGUCUAGGGUACUGUUGGUGCCCCCCCAUGUUUUCGUAAGACGCAUCAGGAGUCACGUGCACACAUUAGAGACAUGUGCUUUUACUAUUAGAGAUGCUUAGGGGGAGAUCUGCUGUCUGCCUGAAGUGUUGCAUGCCUAUACCAUGUCAGUGAUUCUCAGCACUUUCAAACAAAUAUCCUUGUGCGUUGGCAAGUGGAUUUUAUGUAUUUUUAAGUCAGGUAUGUUUUUUGGUUUUUGUUUUGUUUUGUUGUUGGUUCUUUUUUAUGUUUGGUAUUUCUGCACAGACUCUUGGUUGGAGUCCAAUAUGUAGUUCUGGUGAACUAUUUUAGAAUGUUUUUAAGUUUUGUCUGUUUUUGUUUUUGUGGAUGUUUUCAUUUGGAUAACUGACACUACAGUACAAUAGACAACCCCAUUCCCACCUCCAGACUCUCAUUCUGAGGUUCCAGGAAAGAGCGAUGACCAAGGGUAACGAAGUUCUAGCCAAAUGCUUAAAUGUGCCUUAACUUGUCUGAACAUGUAUACUGAAGUUAUGGGUUAAAACGAUGUUUUUAUUUGGAAAAGAAAUGCCACAUUCCUUGGUUCUGAUUUCAUGGAUUAGUUUUAGUAUUUUUUUUUUUUUUAACAAUUUGUAUGUUUUAAUUUAUGAUUCUGGGAAACUUAUUUAUGUUUAGGUUCUUUGGUUAACACGAUCACCAGAAAUAGCUUAUGUCCCUUGAAUUAUGUACUAGCUCGAUGCGCUUAAUUUAAGCAUGUAUGGUAACAAAUGUGGGACAUUUUCAGUUCAAGCUUUCUUUCAGAGUUUAUAUAUAAAGUACCUCAGCUUGUGCCAAGAAACAUAAGAGUCAAAGUUGACUGCAUUUCUCUUAAAAAUAGCAUACAAAACACUUCACGUUCAUUUUCCAGUCCAGUUUAAAAUGAUUCAUGUGCCAAUGAAUCAACACUAUCCAUCUGUGUCAAACAUCAAGUGUCAUUUCUUCCUUGUCCAUUUCCAUGGUGUACGACCAAAUGCUUGAAGAGGAACAUUAGUGCUCAGAGGCUGAAGCAAAAUGGCUACCUUAAUUCAUUCCAUGUCUUCCAUUUUGGGAGUGGUUCACCCCCUCCGGAAAAAGUGUAAAUGCUGUUCUAUCGUCUGUGUGGCGUGCAGUCAAGUGUAUCUCGCUGGCACCUUCCGGCCCGAGCCGGUACUGAGGUUGGCAGAAAUCUGAAGCCUAAAGCCAGCAUUGGCUGUGGAGAGCUUCAACACGACCUUAAGGGCCCGGUCCUCUUGAUGUUUGGUGGUGACAGUAUUUGGGCUGUGGGAAUAUGUGCUUUGUCUGUCUGCUUGUAAAUUGAAGCCAUUACCUAAAACAAAGUAAUGUUGAUGGACCAAAUGAACUACAGGACUGAAGGGAAUAUCAGUUCAGUUUUUUAUAACAUAUCUGACUGCUGUUAGAAAAGGAAACUAUCAGAAAAAAAUGUAUCUUGCUGACACUACGUUUGAUUACAAACUACAAAUAAAAGUCUAAACUAUGUGAUAACCUGA
Molecule: messenger RNA, 2735 nt
Organism: Clupea harengus (Atlantic herring)
Lineage: Eukaryota; Metazoa; Chordata; Actinopteri; Clupeiformes; Clupeidae
Gene: mtfr1
Product: mitochondrial fission regulator 1
Biological process (GO): mitochondrial fission; aerobic respiration
Cellular component (GO): mitochondrion
Source: RefSeq, a predicted model, not a curated record